This is a messenger RNA of Neospora caninum, 4035 nucleotides long. RefSeq lists its product as hypothetical. The transcript has 8 exons. Lineage: Eukaryota; Apicomplexa; Conoidasida; Eucoccidiorida; Sarcocystidae. The coding region runs from base 1 to 4035 and encodes 1344 amino acids. The record is from RefSeq and is a predicted model, not a curated record.
AUGGCUGCCACAGAGGGGAGCGAAGGGGGGGAAUCCUCGGCCACUGUCGCGCCGGCGGCGGACAUUCGGGGACUUCUUCUUCUUGCAAAUGCUUCUCUCGUUCACAGGAUUCAAAGCCUUCAGCGCAGCGGCCAGCUGCAUCUCCGGAGAUUGCCGGAGGUCCAGGCGCAACUCGAGGGGGGAAGGAAAAAGCACGCGGCGGGACCAGCACGGAACCUCGCGCCCCUCCAAGAGAGCUUGAAAGACGGCGACGGCACUGGCUGGGCGGCGCCUGACGAGCGACCGAGACAGCGCCUGACUCGCCGGAGCGGAGAGGUUCGAGGAGGCAACACACCGACGGUCACGAAGACUGAGGCGAGGUAUCUUCACGAGACCGACGAGAGGGAAGCGUCUGCAGACGGACAGGCAGAAGGCGUAGUUCCCCACUCGUUAACUUCGUCUCCUGCGCCUACUUCUGCGUCGCCCUCUCCUUCUCCUUUCUUUGUAGUCCUUCGUCCAGGCAGGCCGGGUGGUGCCGAGACGCGCCACUCGCCGGUCCUCUUGCCAAACUUCCGUUCCCUUCUACAAGCUGCCUGCGUUCCAGCUUCUCUUUCGUCUCCCUCUGAGUCUCCACGGUAUCCCUCGGCUGCGGGAGCAGUUCUCGUUGCGGGGCACUUGGCGGAGUAUAUCACAGAGGUUGUCCCCUUUCUUCCGGAGCUGGCGGCGUCGAGUAGGUCUUCUGUCAGUGACGAUGAAGAAGGGGCUGUCGCCGCAAGUGUCCUGCGGGCGCUGUUGAUUCAAGCGUCUGCCUUCCUCGGCCACUCGCCGUCGAGCUUCCACGCGCUGUCGGUCCUCAUGGCCUUUUCCGCGCUCAGUCCGGCCCUCCCCUUUGAGUGUCAGCAAAUGCCGUACCUUCUGGAGCAGGCACGGCAUCAAAAACAACUACGAAAGCUCCAACCCGUCAUCUCCCACCCGUCGGCGAAACGCCUGUUCGCCGAGCUCCUCCGCAUUUGCUGCGACGCAAGACAGUCGGACCAAGUCGCCGCUCCUGCGGGCCCGGAGCGAGACGGAGAAGAGGCCGAAACGAACCGUCUGGCGCCUCCACAGCCCAACCAGAGCGGUCUCGCUCGGACGCUUUCGGCUUCUGAAGCCUUUUCCGUGUCGCCGGAGGCUCUGCGCCUUCCUCCGAUAGACGACUCUGCCGUUCUUCCGCUGCUCGAGGCCUACUGGCGCUUGGAACUCCGCCGGCCUGAUAUCCUCACAUCGCUCUUGAACUGUGUGGCUUUCGAACACCUUUGGAUCGACGAGAGACAACUCGUGCGUCUCUGUUCGUGCCUCGCUUUCUACGAACGCCCGGGUCUUGAUGCGGCGGUCGCUCUGGCGGCUCACCGGAACAAGACUCGUGAGGCGAGUCUGCGUGGCCCGCUGGGGAAAGCUGAGCGUGACGCCGUGUCCAGCGCGGCGGCUCUCAAAGGGGACACCACACUCUAUGGAAACUUGGACGGAACGCAAGAGCAGCUGAGGGGCUACCUUGCCGCAGCAGUUCUUCGAAUAUUCGAUUUGGCGGGGGUUCGGUUAGCGGAACGCUUCUCUUUCUUUUCGGACGAUGAUAUCGGGGACCUCUGUCGAGCUCUGGUGCGGCUGAAGCGCAAUCACGACAAGCUGCGUGAGCGUCAAGCGCGUCAGGGACCGGGGGAUGGACGCGCGUUGCUCCAGCGAGAAAACGGAAAAGAAAGCGGGAAGCAGGAGCACGGCAGAGGAAACCGCAGAGACUCGUGGGACGCCGGUCGCAGACAAGCAAGCAAGGCCGGCCCUGUCGCGCAUCUGCACGACUCCCCGUGCCUCCCGCAGUUGGAACCCUUCACAGUGUAUUUCAACGUCUGGAAGAGGCCCCUGGGGAUGGCGCUCCAACGCUGCCUGCCUUUGACACUCCACGACUUUCGUUACUGGAAUCUGAUUGAUGUGGGGGAGAUGCUCGCCGAGUUCCAGACUCGCGAAAAGGACUGCGUUGGAGGCGGACUAGCAAGCUGUGAGCGAUCCGACAUCGCUCUGGCCGCCGGGUCCCAGUCGGGAGACUUGCCGGAAGUGCCGGGGCGGUUCGGCUACGUCGCUGCGGCGUACCCGGAGGAGUUUCGAGAGCCGCAAGGAGAAAUGGAGAGUGAAGACCUCGCUCAGCGAAUCGCGAGCGAGGUUUGGAAGUUCUCCAUCAUGAUGCGCUUCGGAUACACUGGAAAGGCUUUGAUGGUUCUGCAUAAGCUGGACGUUGGCGAUCCCCGUACGCAAAAGAGUCUUCUGCGCCAUGUGACGAAACUCUUCGGUUUCAGUUGGGCGGGGAACUUCUUUGCAGAACUCACUGUGGCAGCAGCAACUGCGGCCUAUAAGGCUGGGCUUCCCGUGGAGCGUCAGAAGAAAGGAGUCCACGUUGCAGGUUGGCGGCUCUACAACAACCUGGCGCUUUACCUUCUCCGGCCGAUAGGCGUCGCUGACGCGCCGCUCAUGGAGAGUCACUUAAAUUCUGCAGGAGACGAUGUUAGUGGCGAGCCGAUUAGCGCAGCGGCGGAGGCCGAGGAAGAGGUUGUGGAGGAGAGCGAAGCCGAUGCCUUGAAUUUGGAAGACGAGGAAGAAGCUCAAGGAAGUACGCGGAACGGAGUCUCGGUCGGGGCGCGGUAUGAAUCACGACCCGGCGCUCCCGCGAGAAGAAAGCGGCGGAUGCGACGGCUCAUCGACACAGUGUCCUCCCCGCUCCUCUGCUGUGAGAUUGCCGCAGCGUUUGCGCGCCUUGGCGUGACGCAAGCAUCCUUGCUGCAUGCAAUCGUGGAAAGAGCCGAGAUAGAAGGACGCGGAUGGAUGCAUCUGCAGCAUCUUAUUUCCCUAGCGCGAGACAUGCAGGAGGUGUCCGUACACUCAGAACGUCUGCUGGCUAUGCUGCUGGACGCAGAGCGCCAAAAGGUCGAGCUACCCACUUGCAGUCCGGCGGCUCUGGCUCUCCUGCCUCUUCUCCUUGGCCGCAUUCGCGGAUGCCGACCAGUCCACAUGCCAACUCUGUUGCGUCUGCAUAAGCUUCUCCUGGACGAAACCAAUCCUUUGCAGACGGCGCCUGACUUCUUCAGUGACAAGGAUGUCGAUUGGCACAAAACACUACAGGCGGCGGCUCAGUACAUCGCUGCGGGCGACCGUGCGAACAGACCUAGUGAGGAGAGACCAGAAGAACGGGACCUCGGAGAGAACAAAGCGGUGGAUUGCGAGGGUUCGCCUCCGCCCCAAACGGCCCUUCGGUCGCCGGCUGAGGUGCGUGGCGGUUUGAGUUCUUCAACACAUGACUCGCGCACCGCCUGCUCCGGCUCUUCCUAUGUGUCAGCCUGCUUUGUUUCUGCCGUGUCGCCUCUUCCGGCGCAUUUUUCGGACGAUCUGGUCGUGCUGUUGCGAGGACUGGAGCUUGCGCGAUGCUGCAGCAGACCGUUGGCCACCCAGGCGCUGCGCGUUCUGGAGCGGAGAAAAUCGGAAGUCACCGCCGGGCAUCUUCCUGCUCUUCUCAGCGGCCUUGCCACCGUAGGCGGAGGUGGGGAGCAUCCCCUUUUGGCGGCGCGAGGUCGUCCAGAGUCGGUUUCUAUGGAGCAGGGCGCAAAGUCCAGACCUGAACUCGACGCAGGGAGAAGCCAGGGGUCGACACCUGCGUCCAGCAUUCUGGAAGAUCUUAUCGAAACGCACAUUGGAGCUCUGAGCGACGAAGAGAUCCCAACUUGCAUCUGGGCAGCGUAUGCUCUGGGCAUCCCUGCGAUUUCGUCUUCGCUCCGAAAUGGAGUUGACGAACACAGGGUUAGCGCUGCGUCCAGCAGCAAUGGUGAACACCGAGUGGACGCGGAGCGCCGACCUCGCGCGGGUGCGCUUGUGAAGCUUGUUCGUCGAUUCCUCGGAGCAUCGUUAAAUGCGUCAGGCCCCCUCUUGCACUUGCUUCAGGAGCGGCCGGUGGAGGGCGCAGACAAGGUGACGAUGCAGGAGACUCCGCUGAGUCCUCCGCCACUUCUCUAUCCGAGGCUACAAGGCUGCGAGCCCUAG